CACAAGACAAGAAAAACAAGAGAAAAGAAAGAAGAAAGAAACAGACCAAAACCCAAAACCCCCAAAAUGAGUUCCCUCAGAGCCCUAAGAUCUCUCAGAAAUGCGAAUGUCUCAACUCUUUCUUCGUCGAUUCUCUUCAACAGAUCUUCCGCCGUCGUUCCGCCUUCGCAAUUCUCUCUCACCGCCGUCCGCUACAUCCGCAACGCUCGCGAUUCUGGCUCCAGCAGACUCUAUGAGAUUACGCCUCCGGUGAAUUGGGGAAUCCGGAUUGUUCCCGAGAAGAAGGCGUACGUGGUCGAGAGAUUCGGCAAGUACGUCAAGACUCUGCCUUCGGGAAUCCAUUUCUUGAUUCCUUUCGUCGAUCGGAUUGCCUACGUUCAUUCCUUGAAAGAGGAGGCCAUUCCCAUUCCCGACCAGUCCGCCAUUACCAAGGACAACGUUAGUAUUUUGAUUGAUGGAGUUCUAUACGUUAAGAUAGUGGAUCCGAAGUUGGCUUCUUAUGGGGUUGAGAAUCCUAUAUAUGCGGUUAUUCAGCUUGCGCAAACCACAAUGCGUAGCGAGCUUGGUAAAAUCACUCUCGACAAGACAUUCGAGGAAAGAGAUACUCUUAACGAGAAGAUAGUUGAGGCCAUCAACAAGGCUGCAAAAGAGUGGGGCCUAGAGUGCCUUCGCUACGAGAUAAGGGAUAUAUCGCCUCCUCGUGGAGUGAGGGCAGCUAUGGAGAUGCAAGCAGAAGCAGAACGCAAAAGGAGAGCUCAAGUUCUCGAAUCAGAAGGAGAAAGGCAGGCCAAUAUCAAUAUUGCGGAUGGAAGAAAAAGUUCUGUAAUCUUAGCUUCAGAAGCUGCAAAGAUGGAUCAGGUCAACAGAGCGCUAGGAGAAGCGGAAGCCAUCCUUGCCAAAGCAAGAGCAACUGCUGAAGGUCUUGCUCUUGUGUCAAAGGCCCUUAAGGACAGUGGAGGAGUAGAGGCGGCAAGUUUGAGAAUUGCUGAACAAUACAUUCAAGCGUUUAGCAACAUUGCCAAGGAGGGCACAACAAUGUUGCUUCCAAGCUCAGCUUCCAAUCCUGCCAACAUGAUGGCUCAAGCUCUCACCAUGUACAAAAGCCUAAUUGGCAAUGUUCCCAGGAAUGUACUUCAUGAAACACGUGCUGGGACAGGGGAAGACGCAAAGGGUGAUAAUUACUCUCAAGAAGUUGGGGAUGAGAGCACCAACACUGCUAGAACAGCGAAAACAGUUCACCGCGAAGAAGUAAAACCAGUGUUUUCGCUUCAGGGUCCCGAGAAAGUAGAAUAGAGUUGAUCCCAUGAACUUCACCAAAUUAAACCAAAAUGUCAAUUCCUUGUUCCAUCAAGAGUUUCUUCUGAUUUCAAUUUUUUUUUUUAAAAAAAAAAAAAAGCUAAAGAUGUUAGUGGUGACUUUUAAGGUGUUACUUUUUUUUUUUCACUUCUUGAUUUCCGGCAAAAGGGUAGAACUUGUCCAUGUCUUUUGAGCAAUAGUGUCCUUUUUCAGUUUUUCAAUAACAGAUGAACAGAUACAAUGUCAUGUGAAGAAAUUGAAAAAUUUUUCCAACAAACAUUUCAAUUUUUUUUUUAUCCAUCAUUUCCUGUAAUGAUGCUAUAUACCCACGUAAAAACAUCAUU
Morus notabilis is the source of this 1640-nucleotide messenger RNA. RefSeq names its product stomatin-like protein 2, mitochondrial. Lineage: Eukaryota; Viridiplantae; Streptophyta; Magnoliopsida; Rosales; Moraceae. The record is from RefSeq and is a predicted model, not a curated record. Gene Ontology annotation, cellular component: membrane. The transcript has 10 exons. The coding region runs from base 67 to 1293 and encodes 408 amino acids.